Molecule: messenger RNA, 405 nt
Organism: Fusarium poae
Lineage: Eukaryota; Fungi; Ascomycota; Sordariomycetes; Hypocreales; Nectriaceae
Exons: 1
Coding region: 1-405 (134 amino acids)
Source: RefSeq, a predicted model, not a curated record
AUGCUCUUUACCACCAUCCUUGCUACCGCUGUCCUGGCCAUAGGCGUCACCGCCGAGCCUCAAAAUGAUGACCUGCCCUUCAAUGUCAUCGGAUCCCGCAUCUGGAGUUCUCCCGAUUGUGGAAACAACGAGAACAUUGGCAAUCUUGGCGAAUUGACCACACACCGCGACGAGCUCAACGAAUGCUUCAAGUUCAGCGACAAGGUCAAAUCUGUUAGCCAGACUGAUCACGCCAAGGGUUGCAAGCGUAAGUACCUUCACUUCCAAAUAGAAUCGUCGACUGACAAGAGACUAGUUUUGGUCUACCAAGACACACAUUGCAGACAUGGAGUCAAGAGCCCUAAAGACUUUCAGUGCCUCAAGGCCCCGACCUAUUUCAACAGUUACAAGACUGUAUGCAAUUAG